AUUGUCAUAACAAACCGAUAAAUGUGCACACAGUCUGACUAACCUUUCAAUUUUUUUUAAUGAAAAUAUAAAGUGAAAAAAUCAACUAUGAUUCGAAAUAUUUCCGUUCGUAGUUUUUACACAAGUUGUACGCACUUGAAAAAGGGUCCAAGCAAAGCCAAAAGUCAUAGUUCACACCAAUGGCUGACACGACAGAUGACUGAUCCGUUUGUGGAAUUAGCCAAAAUGAAAAAUUAUAGGUGUCGAAGUGCAUUCAAAUUGCUUGAAAUAAAUGAGAAAACCAAAAUCUUACAACCCGGUCAAACAGUCAUUGAUUGCGGAGCAUCGCCGGGUUCGUGGACGGAAAUAGCAGUGAACGAAACUAAUGCCAAUGGGAAAAUGAAGAACAAACCAAAGGGAUUUGUUAUCGGUAUUGAUUUGCUAUCGAUUCAUCCCAUAGAGGGCGCUCAUUUGCUAAGCCAUUCAGAUUUUACUCUCACAAAGACCCAAGAUCAAAUUCGAGAACUUUUGAAAGGACGAAAAAUCGAUUGUGUACUCUCUGAUAUGGCACCCAAUUCAACUGGUGUUCGAAGUUUGGAUCAAGACAAAAUUAUGGACUUGGUAUACAAUGUCUUACGGUUUGCCAUUUUAAUGUCAUCCGAAAAUGCCAGCCUCUUGGUCAAAAUUUGGGACAAUGGAAAUGUGAAGAAAUUCGAAGAGAUUGCACUUCGUUAUUAUAAAACUUUCAAACACAUAAAACCAGAAGCGUCGAGAAGCGAUUCAGCCGAAAAAUUUCUCCUGGCCAAAGACUUUCGAGGACUUGAAAAUAUUACCAAUUCCAGCUCUAACUAGUUUUAUAUCUGAACACGUACGUUUCUAAACAAGUAGAAAAUAAAUAAGGACUUCACUAUCAUUGUUAUUUAUAUUUUUUGAGACCAAUAAAAAUAU
Contarinia nasturtii (swede midge) is the source of this 927-nucleotide messenger RNA. Its product is annotated as rRNA methyltransferase 2, mitochondrial-like. Gene Ontology annotation, cellular component: mitochondrion. The record is from RefSeq and is a predicted model, not a curated record. The coding region runs from base 88 to 831 and encodes 247 amino acids. Gene Ontology annotation, molecular function: rRNA (uridine-2'-O-ribose)-methyltransferase activity. Gene Ontology annotation, biological process: RNA methylation. NCBI's taxonomy places the organism in Eukaryota, Metazoa, Arthropoda, Insecta, Diptera, Cecidomyiidae. The transcript is spliced from 3 exons.